Messenger RNA from Colletotrichum gloeosporioides, 804 nucleotides. Its product is annotated as DASH complex subunit DAM1. The record is from RefSeq and is a predicted model, not a curated record. The transcript has 4 exons. The coding region runs from base 1 to 804 and encodes 267 amino acids. Gene Ontology annotation, cellular component: DASH complex; mitotic spindle pole body; mitotic spindle polar microtubule. Lineage: Eukaryota; Fungi; Ascomycota; Sordariomycetes; Glomerellales; Glomerellaceae. Gene Ontology annotation, biological process: mitotic sister chromatid biorientation.
AUGGCAGUUGGAUCGCCCAAUGUUGAUGCCCUUCCGAACCCAUUCGACAGCUUCCCGCGUCAAUCGCAACGCCGCGAAAAUACUGCUACCGACGCUGCGCAGAUAGCCACCUACCAAGAACACAUCGUCGUCAAUCUCUGUACUCUCCGCAUCCGCACCACACCGCCUCCAAGCAUGGCCGACCACCCCGAGUACAGCGGCAAGCGGUCGACCUCAAGAACGCGUACGUCGCGUCCCACGACCCCGCUACGCCCCUCUUCCAGAUCAUCUUUCAGGGAAUCGGCCAGAGAAAGCGUCCAUGGAGGCGAACCUUUCCCUCUGAACACUUUCGAGCCAGCCUUUGCUGAGCUGUCCGACGCCAUGGCCGACCUCGAAGCCAAUAUGAUGCACUUCCAAUUGAUGCACGAGAGCUUGGCUCGCUUUAGCGAGUCUUUUGCCAGCUUUCUGUACGGCCUCAACAUGAACGCCUUCUGCGUCGACUACCCAGAGCAGAAUCUUUCCGACGCGCAAGGCAGCAAGAGGAGUCGGGCGCAGAUUCAGUCCGAGGCUCGCGUGUGCCGGCUCCAAGUACUCGUGGCACUUCAGCCCGUGGCGCAAGAGGAGGACGCCGUGGAACCGCCGAGUCGCAAAGAGGCCGGCCUAGUGGUCUGGCCCGUGCCCGAGGCCGUGGUGUCCGAUGAGUAUGUUCCAUGGAGAUUUCGCCAUGGCAUACAAAACAAGUCGAGGUACUGCUUCCCCACCGCACCGGAUUCUACUGGCGUCAGUGCAGAGGAUGUCGAGUGCAGGGAAGUGGGAACGAGAUGA